Schistosoma bovis is the source of this 1261-nucleotide messenger RNA. Lineage: Eukaryota; Metazoa; Platyhelminthes; Trematoda; Strigeidida; Schistosomatidae. The record is from the annotation of a GenBank genome assembly.
CAUAGACUUAUAAACGGCAGUCAAACCACUUCGAUAAGAGGAAUACUUACGGAAGCCGUUUCAAUGAACCUUGUGAUAGAUAAAAGUCGAGGUGAUCCAUAUAAAUUGUUGUUAAAAGAAUUCCCUGAACUCGUAAAAGUAACAUACAAUAAAGCGGAUCUCAAACAUUCUAUUCAGCACCACGUCGUAACGAAUGGUCCACCAAUCAAUGCAAGACCAAGAAGGUUAGAUCCCAAAAGACUAGCCAUCGCAAAACAGGAAUUCGACAAGCUAGUGAGGCUAGGCAUUAUAAGGCCAUCGAGCAGCCCGUGGGCAUCCCCGCUAGAUAUGGCUUCGAAAAAGAAUGGAGAGGUUACGCCAUGUGGAGAUUACAGAGCACUGAACAAACAAACAGUAGCUGACAGAUACUCUAUACCGCAUAUUCAUGAUUUCACCUACAGUAUAGAAGGCACUACUAUCUUCUCGAAGAUCGACUUAGUCAGAGCAUACUACCACAUCCCUGUUGCCCCACAAGACAUACCGAAGACAGCAGUAACAACCCCAUGCACGCACAACAUCCUACCAUCCGAUGUUGAAUGGUAUGGUAGAGAGAUUGCAUCGGCAACUUAAAGCUUCUCUUACAGCUGUCAUCAGCAAUAACGAUUGGGCCAGCAAGCUACCGUUAGUCAUGUUGAGCUUAAGAUCAACAAUCAAACAAGAUAUAGAAUGCUGCCCAUCAGAAUUGGUUUAUGGAACCACACUACGUCUGCCAGGAGAGUUUUUCACCGCAGGUAAAAGCGUUCCAACUGAUAUAGCGGACUAUGUACAGCGUCUUAAGCAGCAUAUGAGUAGUCUAAGGAUAACGCUUCCGAGACAACAUCAAAGCCGUGUGUACAUACCCAAACAAUUAAGUGACAGUACCCAUGUGUUUAUCAGAAGGGAUAAUGUGCAACAUCCCUUACAACCGGCCUACGAUGGUCCAUUCAAGGUGAUUAAAAGAGACGACAAAACUAUUACGGUAGACAAAGCUGGAAAAACGGAUGUAAUUAGCAUCGACCGAGUCAAACCAGCUUUCAUCGAAGCCUACGAUCAGCCAAUGCAUACAGAUAAUGCGAAAACCGUUGAAUCAUCGAAACGUCAGUUCCAAUCAUCAACGACAUCGACAAACACAAACAAAGAGAAUCCAGUAACCACACAGUCUGGUCGAAGAGUAAGAUGGCCACAACAUUAUGUCGCUGCAAUCUUCUAUUAAUAAUUUUCUACUAUUUUAAAUAUUAAUUAU